AUGAGAGAGAUCAAGCAGGUUUUAGUAGCAGUCUAUUUUUUCUGCAAUUACAUCUACGCAAAUGAAAACCACCAUCACAAUCAACAACAGCAUGCCGGUGUUCCAUGUGGACAAGAGGAAUUACAACAAUGUGCGAGACAAAUAAAGGCUGUUGAAGCUACAAGAGAAUUCAAUUUCGUUUAUAAUAAGGAACAAUUAGAUCGAAUUUGUCCUGACCUACACAUGGGAUUGGAGUGCAUUCGAAGCUAUUCGCGACGAUGUAUGAGUCAGCAUGAACGAGACCACAUUAAUAAAAUCUACUAUGGCACAAAUGAAAUGAUUAAAGAUUUGUGUAUGGAAGGACAAUAUCAGGAAGAUUUUUUACGAUACUCGCCAUGCAUGCAAAAGGUUAGGAAUGAAUAUGAUCAUUGUAAAACUGAUUAUCAGGAAAGUAUGCAGGCCCUCUAUAGACAAAAGGAUGAGGAGGCACGGUCCACGACCACAACGACAACGACAACGACACAAUCACCGGGAUUUAUGCAAAUUACAUUAAUGAAAAGGCAACAGCUGAAUUCUGUUUAUGUGUCACUUGAAACAACAACAGCAAUGCCUGUCAAAAAUUCAUCUGAUGUCGCGGAUCAAGAGGAUAAAUUAAAAAUUGUUUGCUGUGCCUUUCAAAAAUACAUUGAUUGCAGUGCUUAUGCAAUAGAGAAGGCCUGCGGAAAUGAAACUGCUGAAUUCACUAGAAAUUUUCUUAGCAAAAUGCUUUCGGCAUUAAUGCGACUCCACUGUCAGCAAGAAUACAAAUGUGAGAAAUACUCAUCAUCAGGCGUUAUGAAAUCAUAUCAUGUUAAUCUUAUGGCAAUUAGCAUAAUUACACCAUUAAUCCUCUUAAAAAUUUAUUAA
Molecule: messenger RNA, 885 nt
Organism: Chironomus riparius
Lineage: Eukaryota; Metazoa; Arthropoda; Insecta; Diptera; Chironomidae
Source: the annotation of a GenBank genome assembly